Messenger RNA from Diplodia corticola, 1875 nucleotides. RefSeq names its product fad binding domain-containing protein. The record is from RefSeq and is a predicted model, not a curated record. Bases 1 to 1875 code for a protein of 624 amino acids. Gene Ontology annotation, molecular function: oxidoreductase activity; FAD binding. Lineage: Eukaryota; Fungi; Ascomycota; Dothideomycetes; Botryosphaeriales; Botryosphaeriaceae. The transcript is spliced from 3 exons.
AUGCGCCCUCGUCUUUCCCAGUUGGGCUGCGUGCUGCUGCUUGCCGCCAGCCCUGCGGUCCACGCCACCAUUGACCUCUUCGACUGGGAGAAGAUCCGGCUCGCAGACGCCGGCGUGGGAUCGCACAGCGUCCGCGCCCUCGAUCAUGGCCCGUCCCGUCGCGCCGCCGACGCCUCGUGCAAGGUCUUUCCCGGCGACGCUGCUUGGCCGUCCGAGAGUCAGUGGGCCGCCCUCAACGACACUCUCGACGGCGCCUUGAUCAAGUCCGUGCCGCACGCCAGCGUCUGCUACGAGGGACCGUAUUACGACGAGGCGGCGUGCGCCACCAUCACUGCCAAUUGGACGAAUUCGUACAUCCAUGACGAUGACCCCAUUGAGAUGCUCAGCCCUGUCUACCAGGGCCUGACGUGUCAGCCUCCGACGCUAUACGAAGGCGGCAUCAACUCGGGGAACUGUACGCUGGGCGGCUACCCGGCGUACGCCGUGGCGGCCACCACCGUCAAGCAGAUCCAGGCGGCCGUCAAAUUCGCCGGCGAGACGGGCGUCCGGUUCGUCAUCAAGAACACCGGGCACGACUUCUCCGGCAAGUCUGGCGGCGCCGGCGCCUUGUCCGUCUGGACCAAGAACCUCAAGGGUACCGCGUACGAGGAGAACUACGUCGACGAAGGCACGGGCUACUCGGGCCCGGCGUUCAAGGUCGGCGCUGGCGUGCGCGCUUGGGAGGUUUACAAGGCUGCCGCCGCCGAGGGCAAGGUGGUGGUUGGCGGUGAGGGCCAGACUGUCGGUGUGAUGGGUGGUUACAUCCAGGGCGGCGGACACUCGCCCCUCAGCUCUCUGUACGGCAUGGCGGCCGAUCAUGUCCUCUCGAUGGAGGUGGUGCUGGCGAACGGCACCUUCGUCACCGCGUCGGCCAGCGAGAACCCGGACCUCUUCUGGGCGCUCAAGGGCGGCGGCGGCGCAACCUACGGCAUCGCGACGUCGACGACGGUCAAGGCGUGGCCGGAAAUGCAGGUCACAGCGUCCAAGUUCUCCUGGACGUCGGCCAACAUCAGCAACGAGACGUUCUGGGCGGGGGUGCGCGCCUACCUCGACUACUUCCCGGAAAACGCGGAGGAGCAGCAGACGUACAGCUACUGGUUCAUCAUCCAGCUGGGCGGCGGGGUCAAGCAGUUCCUGAUGCAGCCCUUCUUCGCGCCGAACAAGACGCUCGAGCAGACGCAGGCCAUCCUCGCGCCGUGGUUCGCGGACCUCGCGGCGCUGGGCAUCGGCUUCGCGCCGCGCACGACGCACUACGACAGCUUCUACGAGGCGUGGCAGGGCGAGUUCCCGCUGGAGGUGGUGCAGAAGACGCAUGUGGCGACGGGGUCGCGCCUGUUCCCGCGCAGCGCGUGGGACGACGAGAGCACGCUCAACGCGACGUUUGACGCGCUCCGGGCGUCGUCGGACGCGGGCAACACAAUCAUCGCCUUCAACAUGGCGCCCCGGCUGCACGCGGGCAACGCCGAGAACAGCGUCAACCCGGCGUGGCGCAAGACGGUGAUGCACGCGCUGCAGAGCGUCAACUGGCAGAACAACAGCACCCGCGACUACAUCAUGGAGCGGCGCACCUGGUUCAACGACGUCGCCAUGCAGCGCUGGAUCGACGUCAGCCCGGGCGCGGGCUGCUACCUGGGCGAGAGCAACCGCAUGGAGAGCGGGUGGAAGCAGUCGUUCUACGGCGAGGCCAAUUACGAGCGCCUGCUCGGCAUCAAGAAGCAGGUCGACCCGGACGACGUCUUCUGGGCGGCGACGGCCGUCGGCAGCGACGCGUGGGCGGUGGAUAGCGUCGACGGGCUGCCGAACGAGAACGGCCGGCUGUGCAGGACAGGGGCGUGA